Molecule: messenger RNA, 1647 nt
Organism: Vespula pensylvanica (western yellowjacket)
Lineage: Eukaryota; Metazoa; Arthropoda; Insecta; Hymenoptera; Vespidae
Gene: Nmdmc
Product: bifunctional methylenetetrahydrofolate dehydrogenase/cyclohydrolase, mitochondrial
Exons: 5
Coding region: 209-1222 (337 amino acids)
Biological process (GO): tetrahydrofolate interconversion
Cellular component (GO): mitochondrion
Molecular function (GO): methylenetetrahydrofolate dehydrogenase (NADP+) activity; methylenetetrahydrofolate dehydrogenase (NAD+) activity; methenyltetrahydrofolate cyclohydrolase activity
Source: RefSeq, a predicted model, not a curated record
UUCAAAUGGAAAUAUUCGAGUGAAACCUGAAACUUGCUUAAAAAACUAAUACGCAUGUCUACCUUUCACUAUCACUUCCUCCUGUAUGAGUUUAUGAAGCAUAGAAACUUAGUAGUAGUUUUACAUUCUAUUUCUAAUACACAGGUCCAUUACGAUUACGCGCUUUUAUAAUUAUCGUAAAUACUUGCUAUAUGUAGUUUCGAAAAAAAUGUUUUCUUUAAGAAGAGCCUUGUUAGUUAAAUCUAAAUUAUACAUUAAAAAAUUGCACACUUCCAAUUUAUUAUAUGAUGCAAUUAAAAUAGAUGGAAAUGCAAUUUCAAAACAAAUUAAGGAAGAAUUAAGAAGUGAUAUUGAUGCUUGGAUAAGUGUAGGUAAUAAAAAACCGAAAUUAGUAGCUAUUCUUGUAGGAGAGAAUCCUGCUAGCCAAACUUAUGUUCAGAGAAAGAUGGAAUCUGCUAAUUUCGUAGGCAUAGAAAGUUAUACAAUCAAUUUAAAAGAAAACACGACCCAAAACAUUUUAUUGGAAAAUAUAAAUAAUUUGAAUGAAGAUCCAUCAGUAGAUGGCAUUAUUGUGCAAUUACCAUUACCAAAGGGUCUCAAUGAAAAAGAAGUGUGUCAAGCAAUAUCACCCAAAAAAGAUGUAGAUGGUUUUCAUUUAGAAAAUAUAGGAAAUUUGACAUUGGAUAGUAAAGGUAUUAUACCAGCUACUGUCCUGGGUGUAAAAGAACUAAUAGUUAGGUCAAAUAUAAAAACUUUUGGGAAGCAUGCAGUUGUAAUAGGAAGAUCAAAACAUGUUGGUUUACCAAUAGCUUUAUUGCUACAUGCAGAUGGUAGAGGAGCUACGGGUGGAUUAGACAUGACAACAACAAUUUGUCAUAUCAAUACUCCUUCUGAUCAAUUAAAACAAAUGACAAGACUUGCUGACUUAGUAGUAGUAGCAGCUGGUGUUCCUGGAUUAGUAACCAAAGACAUGAUUAAAUCUGGAGCUUGUGUAAUUGAUGUUGGAAUUAACAGAGUAAAAGAUAAAGCCAGUAAUAGAAAUAUCCUUGUUGGAGAUGUGGAUUAUGAAAAUGUGAAGAAGGUUGCACAAUAUAUUACACCUGUACCAGGAGGUGUGGGUCCUAUGACUGUUACAAUGUUGUUAAAGAAUACGUUUGCAGUGGCUAUGAAAAAUUCGCAACAUAAAAAACACUUAGAAAAUAGUAUUUCUGAAAUGAGAUAAAUCUAAAAUAUUGUGCUAUUUUUCUCAUUUUGUAAAAGAACAGAUCUGCAAAUAUAAAAUGGCAAAUAAUAAGCAAAAAAUGCAUGUAUAUUUUAAUACAUUUUGAAUAUUAAUAAUUACUGACUUGUUAUCAUAAAAAAAGAUGUUAUAUAAAGUGAAUUUUUUAUAUUAAAGCCUUUCUAUUUACACUUGAAACUCUUUAAGUAAUGAGGAAACACGUUCAAAUUUGAAGUACAAUUGCGACUCCAGCGAGAACCCACUUAUUAGCUUUGUCCCGGGUUCUUAAAUUGAACGUCCAAACGUAAGUUGGACCACGAGUUCUUGUUUUGUAAACUGGACAUUCAUACAUAUUUUUAAGAUCUUGUUUAUCUUGCGUUAUUGCUCUAAUAUAUACUACUGGCAUUAAAGGAAACAAUUCUUUUAAA